AUACCUCAAUAUUUCCAUAAAUUUUGAACUGCGCGGUUGUUGCGGAGUGUAUUUUUUUGUUGUUUUUGCGCGAUCGGCAUUGUUGUUACGAAUAUUAUGCAUAUUGCAAUUACUGCCGCAAGAACUGCCACCAAAUAAAGUGCAAAUAGGCCAAUAAUAGCCAAACAAAAACAGCCAGCCACUACAGGGCUCACCUCAUUGUGAACGUGAACUGGGCGCCACACCACAAACCAUUGUGAGCCAGCAAAAUCCAACGAACGGUAACGUUAGCGAAACGGUAAUUAGGAAACAAGUGAAAACUACGCCCAUGCGCACAGCUGAUUAUUCAGAACCUAUCCCAUCGGUAAACGGAUUGUCGCUCCACUAAAAAACCAAAUCGCAACGGAAAUUGUAAUCAAUAGAAAAAAACUGUAAUAGAGGAAAACCAACCCCCCCGCUAAGCGCGGGCGUAGUCACGAAGCAACGAACAACGACACCAAAGCAGCAAGAAGCAGGAGAGUGGACGUGUAAAAGGAAGAGAAGAAGAGGGCACCCCCACAACACACAAACAAAACGCAAGGGAAAAUGUUACAGCUUCCCCGCCCUUCGCGGUCCACGCUUGAGUGUGGCCUAGCCGCCCUGGUUACAGUCUUGUUAAUGGCCUGGGUUCGACCACUUGGUGUGCUGUUCCUUGGCCUGCUCAGCUACUGGCUGUACUGGACGCGCUGCAGUUUUCGCAUCGUACUAACGCCCGAGGUGCGCAGCAAGUUUGAGUGUUGGGGACGGAGGGCCGACGAGUGGCGCAGGAACAGUCCGAGCAUGUUCUGCGUGGUAAGCAGUGGCUGCCUGGCCACCUUGGCCGUGCUGGGCCAUAUCAUAUCUGGAUCCACGGUGGUGCUGACACUCCUCGUGCUGUCCGCACUGGUCUCCACCAAGUUUAACUUUAAGCUGCUGAAGAUUGAGCACAAGGCGCAAGAUUUCCAGUGGUCAGAGAAGCUGAACUACAACAACCUGGAGGCGGAGGUGGAGGAUGAGUUCCUGCCCGAUGUGAAUGAGUCGAAUCUGUUUGUACUGGAGCGGGCCAGCGAUGUGGCCACGAUCAGUUCACCCACCGAUGUCGAGGAGGAGGAGGAGGACGAGCGCAGCGACGACAUACCCUCGGAGCUGCUCAUACCGGACGUGAUACCCGAGAUCGAUGAGCACUCCACGGACGAGGACGAUGAGCUGGCACCCCUCUCCCAGCAGAGGCGAGAGGUGGCUGCCAUUUCCGCCUCCCAACGGGUCCAGCCACAGACCGGCUCCUCCUCAGACAUGGACUUCCGCAAGGGUCACUUCAAGCGCGACUCUUCGCUGUCCACCACCUCAUCCUCGUCGGAGGAGAGCCUCUCGAAGGGUCUGCAGUUCCCCGAUCACACGACCGUCGAUGCCGUCGGUGGGCCCCAAUUGCGGCAAAUCACCUCUGGGCCCGCACACCAGAUCUCCGACCAGGCCAGCGAGCUGGUGGCAUUGGCCGUUAAGAGCCAGGCCCAAGCGCUGCUGGCCAACAGUGGCAAGCUGCUGCCCAGCCUUGUCUCCGGCCUGGUGCAGUGGGGUGCGGGUGCGGCUGCGGCUGCGGGUGCCAGCAAUGCUGUGGAGGCCGCGGUGGAUGGUGGAUCUCAGCCACAGCAGCAACAGCAGCGGCGCAUAGUCACCGCCUUGGACUCGUCCGAUGAGAGUGAUUUUGAGAUACUCGAAACGGAUGACUUUAAGUAAUCAUCGGUUCCGGCUUCAGCUACAGCUCCGAUUGCCGUAUUAUAAAGCUAUUACAGUAACUACAUGCAUAUACUACACACACAAACACACACACCCACACGCUACCAGAAGACGGGACGGGCACACACACACACACACGUACACACAUGAAGAUAUAUCCCUGGUGGAGAUUGUAUCCUCCUCCUGCUGCUGCAUGCAAGGUGACUUAACCUUACCACAGGUUGAAGUCUUGGCUUGUCUCCCCGUGCGUGUGGUGAAUAAGUUAUUGAUCCUCCCCCACAGCGGACAACGUCACCUAAAGCCACCUUGUUUGUGUGUGUGCGGCGUGUGUGUAUAAUUAAGUUUAAAUGUUUUUAUUAGUGAUCGAAACAGAUAGAUUUUUGUUUUAUUUCAACUGACUUGCGAUAGUGUGAACCCUUUAUAGUCGUUAAAUAAUUUGUCCGUUUUGUUUUGUUUCGACGGCCAUUUACGUUUACAUUUAAUAUCUUUUUUUUUUUUUGCCUAUGGUUUAUCCUAUUAUGCUUAUUAUAUAUUUAGUUUGUAAAUUGAUUUGUGUUUCACUUUGCUUACCCCCCAACGACGCUAAAUGCUAGAAACAGGAACAGAAGUGGGACAGACAGUAUGGAACAUGUACAUAAUGUACAUAUCCACCACACACAUGCACACAAACACACACACACAUAUGAACAUAAAUAUAUAUGUAUGUAUGUAUAACUGUAUGUAGAUGACAUUGUAAGGCCCUUAAGCUACUUAAUCUGAGUUCCAAUUCGAAAUCAAACCCAAAAACAACAACAAAAAAUAACUAAAAAUCAAAAGAAAAGAAAAUGCUGGCAUAAUGCAGGGCCUCCACGCACAGUGGCUAGCUGCAAUCUAAGCCCACUUUCCACACACGUGUUACAUGUAGCCCCCUUCCCCAGUUCCGGUGCUAUUUAUAGACCCAUAUAUACAUAUGUAUUUUAUACCCCAAUAUGACGAUAUCACGUGCACAAACAUAAUGCCCAUUAAAA
This is a messenger RNA of Drosophila subobscura, 2738 nucleotides long. RefSeq lists its product as uncharacterized. NCBI's taxonomy places the organism in Eukaryota, Metazoa, Arthropoda, Insecta, Diptera, Drosophilidae. The transcript is spliced from 4 exons. The record is from RefSeq and is a predicted model, not a curated record. The coding region runs from base 565 to 1731 and encodes 388 amino acids.